Molecule: messenger RNA, 591 nt
Organism: Emericellopsis atlantica
Lineage: Eukaryota; Fungi; Ascomycota; Sordariomycetes; Hypocreales; Bionectriaceae
Exons: 3
Coding region: 1-591 (196 amino acids)
Source: RefSeq, a predicted model, not a curated record
AUGCGCUACUUCACUCUCCUCGCCUUCGCUGCGGCGGUCGUCACUGCCCAAUCGGCGGAUCAGACAUACGACAGUUCUCUGAACAUGACCAUCGACCCUAACAGCGUCGACCCUAGCACCAAGGCUACCUGGUGCCGCGCCCAGCAAGACACCUGCGACACCCUGUGCGACGAUGACGCCAGCACAAAUGACUGCGACUACACCACCAUUGAGUACGAGUGCAAGUGCGCCUCCAACAGCUCGGCGCCCGGUCUGCAGUGGUACACGCAGACCAUGCCUACCUUCAUCUGCGAGACUCUGACCGACCGCUGCAUCAGCGAAAACACGCGCAAUCAGACGGCCCAGUCUGCUUGCCGUAGCAACAUUGAGGCCGAGUGUGGCACCUUGGAUCCCAACAAGGCCGAUGUCGGUGGCGCCAGCACCACGAGCGAGGAAGCCAGCAGUACCACCACGACUCCUGCCUCGUCCACCGGUAGCGACGAGAAACAGCAGACCGCUUCCACCACCGCCACCACCGACGAGGGUGACUUUGCUGCCGCCACUGCUGCUCCCGUUCUCGCGGCCCUCGGCAUUGUCGCUGCUCUGUUCUGA